AUGAUGAGCUUCGAGGUAUCAGGUGUAGGUUUGUUGGGAGCCUCUGUCACGGUGGCUGCAACGACUCUGGACGACGCCGUUUGGCUGGUGCCCUAUGUGGGAUCUUCCUCCAAGUGGUCUACUUCGGCUCGUGUUGUUCAUGCCUUUCUCUUUUUGUUGACGCUCCUGUCGCUGGCUGUCGCUAGCGUUUUGGUUGCCUUUUUCAUCACCAGAAGUGUCACUCUCACUAGUAGUAGUACUGUUACCGAUGAAAACAGCAAGCGUCAGGAGAUCUUGAUGGGUGCGAUAGCCGCCACUCUGUGCUGGAUUUUGGCCAUUUUCUUUUACGUCAAGAAAUGGCUCAAGCGUCGGCGCCGUCAAAGGCAGGAAGAGGAGAGAUUGAUAAGACUUCAGGACGGCGAAUCGGAGGGGCCGAACUAUGAUUCCACGAAAGGUACCACCAGCAGCAGUCCAGAAAAUCAGCCUCCGUCGGAAGAUCAUGGGGAUCCAACGGGGUUGAGCUGCAGCAGCAUUGGCACUGUGAUUUCCUUGACAAUGCUCGGAGCCUUGGACGAAUUGAGCUACUUUCCAGCACUCCUUGUGGGAAAGAUAUUUACACCCUGGGAAAUCUGCCUUGGAACACUGUUGGCUGCAAUUUUCAUUUUGCUGAUUGUCACAUGCUGCCUGGCUCGAUGCAAGCCACUGGCGGAUUGCCUGGACCGCAUACCAAUCUACACCGUGAUUGCGCUGUUUGCCACCAUUCUGACGUUGGGUGUUCUCUUUGAUGCCCUUUGGGAUGACCGGUAG
Molecule: messenger RNA, 786 nt
Organism: Seminavis robusta
Lineage: Eukaryota; Bacillariophyta; Bacillariophyceae; Naviculales; Naviculaceae
Source: the annotation of a GenBank genome assembly